AUGGCUUCUAAGAUCGCCAGUACUAUGGUCAUGUACGUAUUCAUACUGGCACUCCUUGCGUAUUCAGAUGCAAGGCGUUGUACACAACACCCAGUUAAGGAUCCAGAUUGCAUCGGUCGAAUUAACAGAACCUGUGUUAAAUGUUGCAAUGCGGAAGGCUACCGUCAUGGAGUAUGUGCACCCACAUGCAAAUGCUCUCACUGCGGACCUGAAUCCCGUCCUGAUGAACGUGCAAAAAAACAGUGA
Triticum turgidum subsp. durum (durum wheat) is the source of this 246-nucleotide messenger RNA. The record is from the annotation of a GenBank genome assembly. NCBI's taxonomy places the organism in Eukaryota, Viridiplantae, Streptophyta, Magnoliopsida, Poales, Poaceae.